AUGGUAAAUGAUAUUACUCCCGCUGGGCCUCCACCUGCAGGCCAGGCGUCGAACUUUAUCAACCCGGACUAUUGUGGUACUAAGCUCCUGGUAGUGAAUUGCGUGUUUCUUCCAUUGGCUGUCAUUGCCCUUGCAGUGCGAAUCUGGACGCGAUUGUUUGUCGUGCGGAUCUUUCGCGCUGAUGAUUUUCUAAUGAUUAUGGCUUUUGUAUUAUCAUGUGUUCUUACCGGACUGGUUUUGGAUAUGCUGGAUUGGGGCCUGACAAAGCAUAUGUGGGAUGUUCCUUUAAUUGAAUUCUCACCAAAGUUUAACAAGCUGAAUCUCAUCGCCGCCAUUGUCUACUGUGCAGCCACUGGGUUCACCAAAUGUUCAGUCCUAAUAUUCUACCUGCGAAUCUUUCCAAGUCGCAAAUUUCAUACCGCCGUCUGGUCCCUCGUUCUCAUUGCAGCUGGAUAUAGCUUCGCCAGUGUACUUGCAAAUAUUUUCAGCUGCACCCCGAUAGCCAAGUCCUGGGACUCUACAAUAACAACGGGAUCCUGUAUGAACCGACCUGUCUUUUACUUUGCCAAUGCUGGUUUGGGUAUUUUUACAGAUUUCGCGACUGUUGUUGUGCCGAUACCAUGGAUUCGUCGCUUGCAAAUGCCUAUGCGGCAAAAGAUGGCUGUUUGCGGAAUUCUUGUAAUUGGAUGCUUUGUCGGGAUUGUGAGCUGCAUCCGCCUUGCUACCAUUUACUUUCUUUUAAAGAGUACUGAUCUUACUUGGACGACUACCAAGGCGCUUAUGUGGUGCACAAUCGAACUCAACCUUGGAAUUAUCGGUGGCUCUGUCACAGCUAGACUUCUACAAAACCCAAUUUGGGUCCAAGGUCUUGACCCAAAACCCAACCCAUAUUGGGUUUGGGUUGGGGCCCCAAAGAAACCCAAUUUUGCAUAA
This is a messenger RNA of Penicillium odoratum, 933 nucleotides long. RefSeq lists its product as uncharacterized. Lineage: Eukaryota; Fungi; Ascomycota; Eurotiomycetes; Eurotiales; Aspergillaceae. The transcript is spliced from 8 exons. The record is from RefSeq and is a predicted model, not a curated record. Bases 1 to 933 code for a protein of 310 amino acids.